UGGAAAUCUUAGCAAGCAUCUCACGAUCCGUGCCCCAGAUUUUCGGUUCUAAACUUGACAUCAAAGAGUACGUAUUCUCUCUCGUUUGCGAGAAGUGUCUCUUGUGCAGGCUCCCAUUUUCGUCACACUCACUUAGAUUUAGUACCCGAACCAGACCUCCUCUUUUCUCCACUUCUACAACUCCGAGAACUACCUAAGUAAAUGAAAGAAAAAGCUUACAAGUAAGAGUAACUUACUGCUUUCUGCUAACUCUUGAUUAGCACUCAAUAACCAGAAUCAAAAUGACGGGUUUCUUCGAGCAGCGAUUGCUUCCGAUAACGAGCAGUGCUCUGGAACAGGAAGCGCCGGCCCCAACGACAACCAUAAUCGAACGGUUGUGCGAAUAUCAACGCGACAUCCAGGACUUAGAGCGCAAAGUGAACCGCUGCAAUCAGAUUUUGAGUUAUGGAUGGCAAUGCUCUGGAUUUGAAGGUCAGUCACGCGUCGAGCCCCUUCAUGAUUGAACUUAAAACUUAAUAAAGGUGCUUGUUCUCGUUCUACUUGCAAAGAGAAAGACAACUUAAAGAUCGUGACACUUCCACCAUUCUUGAUUCUUGUCCUGGUACUUGCUUCGUGUUCGUUCUCUAACUCAAGCGACCCCAGAUUGCUGUACGAGACCGCAAGCCAUGGAUUGAUCGAGCUCUUAGUAGUGGAAAUACCUUGCUAGGCAACAAAUCACGGCAGAGUGUCGGGAAAGAAGCGAAGCGCUCGUCGCUUGGAGGCGUGGCGAGGGUACUCCCCAUUACAUUAGAGGCGAAUUAUAGCAUUAGAUAGUACACGACUAUUCGUCUUAACGAUUUUGGAAUCCUAUUCAAGUAUAUGAUGAUGUGUCCUAUGAUGUUUAUCCUAUCGCUAUCCAACAUAACAACGCUCGUCCUGCUCCCACUCACAGCGUUCUUCCCGCAAGAGUCGUGCGUCUGCUGCUCGUGGAUCAAAGAGAAAGUCCUCAGCUGUUCGGUUUUCUGCUGGUGAUGUGCCGGAGGUUCCGGACGUUCCCCCUCUAGGAUUCGCUUCCGGUCGAAUUUCAGUACGCGUUUUCCGUUUGAAGAAAAUGAAAUACAGCGAUGUUGGGAAAUGCGACUAUUUGAUCCGUGUCGGCUAUCAAGGUCAUGAAGAAACCUUCGUGGAAACGACGGCAAAACCAAGUGAAGAUGGUACAACGUCAGCUGCAAAUUAUAAUUGACUCCACUGUGCGGUAAGGAAUACAUUCAUGACUUCAGUACUGCUCGAUAGACCUAGUCCUAGACCUACUACUUAAUACAAGUUUUCACUCAAUAUUAGAUAGAAGUACAACUACAAUCUGAUUCUGACUCGUGAAGGUCGAAUGAUUAUGACUUGUUCAUGAAAUUUAUUGUUGACUUCUUCUUCGUCCUCCUCUCCAACACAGGUGUCAGCUGUAUCAUUCAGCAGCAACUCUUUCUCGACCAGUAUCCUGGACGCGAGCUUAUAGCAGAGGUUUACACAAUGCCCCACGACACUGGUGGAGUGGCUCGUGCAUCCGUCGGUAGUUUUGGUGCACCUGCAUCCAGCACAGAGGUGGAACGAAGUUUGAUUGGGAGGACGGCUGGAACCGAUUGCACAGAAGCAGACUUUAAGGAGUAUGCUGUUAUGGAAGCGUCCUCCUCCUCAGGUGAUGGAAUGGGAAGUGCUGCAAGUAGAUCUUCGACUGUCAGCACCAGCAUUGGCUCAAUCGUGUUUGCAGUCAAAGUUGCGGAUACGAAACGAUCCUCGACUUUAGACGCAGGUGGACGUGGCAGUAUGCGCCUUAGUUCGAUGGGCGGACCGGUCUUGCGAGUUGAGAAAGUCACCGACGUACCGAAGAGCUACAUUGUGAAGGACAGACCUAUGUGCGUCAAAGUCGGCUAUCAAGAUCAAGACUUUGCAGACUUCAAAUUGCAGACGCUGGAGAAGGUACAAGAUUAAUAUAGCUACCUGUUGCUGCUCUUGCUUGUUUUUAGUGGGAGUAAGCUAGAACAGCUGACUUACUUCUUAGAUAGCACGAUCGACCACAUUUCUUGUUUCACCGAACAAAUUCUAAAUCCUUGACCCAACAUUACAUCUUGAUCCUUGACCUUGACCCAACAUCACACCGACACCAACAUUGCACAGCCCCCGAAGAUGGGUAAGACUGCUCGUGAUCCUGUUUCAGCGGGUUUCCAACAGUCAAUCCAGCUCGACCCAGUAGGAAUAAUGGCUGGCGAUGCCUUGAAAGUGGCCUUGUGUCAGGGUCCGAAGGUCAUUUCUGCGGCUAAGAUCGCGAAGCCCAGGACGGAUUUGAAAGCCUUAGCCCACUCGAAGAAAGGCACCGGCGAUCAUCAUUCGGUUCAUUAUGGCUGUUGGAUUUUGGAAGUGGGAGGAUGAAUGUAAUUGUCAUACUGGUGGAUAUAAGUAAUAUCUAGUUCUUGGUGUAGUUGUACUUUUUUGUAGUUCUGAUAUUAUAAAAAACUCAUUAGUUAUCGUUUGUUGUCGGACUCCUCACAACUAGGCUUUGCGCUUCCUCUGCUUUUCCUCGGACCGCUUCAGGAACUGUUUCAUCUCGCUGAUGGUUGAGAAUAACCCUCUCCUGAGAUGCAGCACACAUGACAUACUCAUGCACUGGUGUUCUCAUGUAGCACAACAGUCGUCGAGUCAUUGUUUCAUCCCGCCUCCACCCUGUCAUCCUUCUCUAAUCCUCAUUGUGGAAAACCGACGGAAGUGGAGAUAGCACAAACACACGAUGCGGAAGUGUAUUACUACGCCUGGAUCUGGUGCCGCCAAAGAAGGAGGACGACAAGAAAAAGAAGAAGGAAGAAGAGGAGAGUAACGAGGAGGAAGGAAGCAUUACGGCCAGAAAAUUUUAAUGAUAAUUUUACAUAAAAUAAGAUAGUGCCAGUGGGAUCUUAAAUUUCUCAUAUUUACAGUGAGAUUAUUUUUCAUGCUUGAUUUUUUCUCUGUGUGCAUUGAGCUCAUUUGCAUUUGAAUUUGAUUAAAAGGUGAUAAAAACAAAAUUUCUUGGAUUUUGUAUAGAAGAAAUUUUCAUAGAGGAUGAUGAAUUCACUCGUAGUAGCCAAUAUCUUCAACGGAGGAGAUAGAAGUGAACUCAAAUUUUUCGAUUAUACGAUUUCAAUUUUUGAAUUGUUCGAAAGCUGGAUAAAAUCAAAAAUUUAUGAUUUCAAAUUCUUUUUCGUUUCUCUAACUCAAGCAAGAAAUCAGGGUCCUCAUCGUCGUCUGGAACCAGCAGCAGCAAGGAUAGCUCAAAUACGAGCAGCUCGAACAGCAGCAGCAAUGACAGUAGCGACGACUCAGAUGGCGACGAAGAUGAAGAGGAGGAAGAGAACUCAAGCGAAAUGAGCCUUGCUGUGCCGGUGCCUCGGAAGAAGAAGUAGUGCAAUAGUGGGUUUAUUAGGUGUUGAGCGCCGCAAGCGCAACAUCGUGAAGUUCGAAACUGAGAUGAUGGUAGUAAAAGAACUACCACUUGUUCAUCUAGUUCUUCUAGUAUCUUUGUUCUGACAGUGACUGUUCUUCUCGUCAUGAAUAUUGUGAGCUUACUGUUCUUGCUUAAAUGUAGAAAUUUCAAGCACCGGCAGGUGAGGACCAUUUUCGCCUUGUUCCUGUUAUUGUCCCCCCUUGCCCUUGCUCUUCUGCUGGUGCAUCCCUCCGCGUAGCGCCCCAAAACAGUGGCAGAGUGAAUCUGCAUCUACUCCGCUCCACAGAAUCCAACCUACAAUGAUCAAACCAAGAACAGAAAUAUGUGAGAGAAAAAACUUUAAGUAAAAAGAUGACUAUAUUUUGACUCCGAUGUAGUCGUUGGUAAAAAAAAGAUGAGGCGGCCUUCAAGGUGAAGAUCAUCAAG
This is a messenger RNA of Amoebophrya sp. A25, 3871 nucleotides long. Lineage: Eukaryota; Dinophyceae; Syndiniales; Amoebophryaceae. The record is from the annotation of a GenBank genome assembly.